CGGAACGAUACUUUUAGCGUCGCACAAGUGUUCCGUCCGGCUGUUAGGUAUGUUUCAAAGGACACACUUGAAAUGUAAUAUCGCAGUUUUUUAUGAUUGUUUUUGCUCUUAGCUCGUAUUAUUUAGAUUUUCAAUGGAAUAUGGCUUUGUUGACUGUCACUGUCAUAUGUCAGCCCGUGAGUUUGAAGAGGAUCUGGAGGAUGUGAUCCAGAGGACCACAGAGGCCGGGGUAGAGACUCUGGUUGCUGUUACAGAGGAAGUCGGAGAGUUUGCCAGAGUUCUCCAGCUGCAGGAACGUUAUCCACAUCUGGUGGCUCCAUGCCUCGGCAUACAUCCGCUGCAGGGCGGCGGGGGCCCCGGGCAGCGCAGUGUGAAGCCUCAGGACCUGGAUGCUGCCCUGCCACAGUUCUACAAACACAGAGGACGCCUCGUCGCUAUUGGAGAGAUUGGUUUGGACUUCACACCAUGGUGUGCUCCCACUCACCAGGACAGAGAUGACCAGAUGAAUGUCUUCAUUAAACAGCUAAAUGUCGCCAAGGAGCUGGACCUCCCUGUGAACGUACACUCACGAUCAGCUGCUAAGGUUACCAUAGAAACCAUGAGAGAACAAGGUAUCAGUCGAGCUCUGCUUCAUAACUUUGCGGGGAAGCCGUCGGUCGCUCUGGAAGGUGUGAAGGCUGGUUACUUCUUCUCAUUUCCACCUGCUGUCUGCAGGAACCAACAGAGAGACAAGCUGAUCCAGCAGAUCCCACUGGAACACAUCUGUCUUGAAACUGACUCUCCUGCACUGGGGCUCGACAAGCAGGUGAGGAAUGAGCCCAGUAACAUCGCUCUGUCCUGCCGGUACAUCGCUAACCUCAAAGGUCUGUCACCACAAACGGUUCAGCUCGUCGCCGUGCAAAAUGCUUACAGGCUUUUCCCCAAGGCUAACAGACGCUAACGCUCACAUACGGCGCACAACUUUCUGAAAUGCAGGGUUUGGCCUGAGGGUGGCGCCACAUGACACUUACGUCACAGUCUGCCUGUCAGGCUCAGCUCUACACUUCAUCGCUGUAGGCUGUGCUUUGUUAGGCUCAGCUGUGUUCUGAGCUUAAUACUAACUUUUGCAUGCAAAUAAACCUUUUUAGCACAUAAUGUACAAUGUUGGUAAUGAUAGUAUGACAGACUACAUGUAGUAUGUCUAUGUUAACAGUUAGCUCCAUGUACAGCUAGGGCUGACAAACGUUAAAUAAUACACACAAGUGGAAACAAACACAAACAAAUCUUCAAGCCAAACAUCAACUCUUGCAGUACUCAUGUAACUCGUGUUUGAUGACCAGUGUUGGAUUGAGUUCAUGAGUUUAUGUUCACAGAUGACAUAAUGUCUGUAGGAUAUCGUAUUAGGAUGUAUUCUGUUCUCUGUUAAUGGAAAUAAAAUCCUGAAAGUUGAA
Messenger RNA from Morone saxatilis (striped sea-bass), 1430 nucleotides. It is a transcript of the gene tatdn3, whose product is annotated as TatD DNase domain containing 3. Gene Ontology annotation, molecular function: hydrolase activity, acting on ester bonds. The record is from RefSeq and is a predicted model, not a curated record. NCBI's taxonomy places the organism in Eukaryota, Metazoa, Chordata, Actinopteri, Moronidae. The transcript has 10 exons. Bases 134 to 940 code for a protein of 268 amino acids.